Messenger RNA from Momordica charantia (bitter melon), 1835 nucleotides. RefSeq names its product TRICHOME BIREFRINGENCE-LIKE 35 (gene TBL35). Gene Ontology annotation, molecular function: O-acetyltransferase activity. NCBI's taxonomy places the organism in Eukaryota, Viridiplantae, Streptophyta, Magnoliopsida, Cucurbitales, Cucurbitaceae. Gene Ontology annotation, cellular component: Golgi apparatus. The record is from RefSeq and is a predicted model, not a curated record.
GUAUUACUGAAAUCAAGAAUUGAAAAGCUUAAGGUGUUGAAAGUGAUCGUAGUGAAGUCUUUGAAGACCACUGUUGAGAUUUCUUCGCACGACAGUGAGCCCACUUAUCUAGCAAACUUCUUUUAAUCUAUUCUUGCAUGAUCUUGCCACUACAGAAAGAAGCCCCUCCUUCAAACACCGCCAAAUUACCAAUCAACAGGAGGAACGAUUCAGUGGGGUCAACGAUUUCCAUCCUUGGGUCCUUCCCACUCUUUUUCAUCUCUGGCUGUCUGAUUUUAGAAAGACCGUGUUAUGAAAUCUUCCAGCUAGCUCUUAAUAAGCUCAGAUUUGCAUCCAGAAUCAGCUCCCGAGCAUCAAUUUUGGAACUAUUUGGACCCUUUUGCGAUUGCUUUUUGAAGUGGGCUUUAGUAAAAAAUCCUUUCCAAUCGUGAUGCAGAGAUGGAAUCGGAGAAAAACCCAUUUACAUUUACUGGCUCUGCUUUUCCUUCUCUUCAUAGUUCUUACAAUUCUCCACAACGAACACAGCAUUCGGCAAAUCCAAGAAACCCCAGAUCCUGAAAGUCGCCGCCAGGAAGCUUCAAUUUCGUACGUGAAACCUAAUGUUUUAAGCCACCGAAAUGGAGUUCCCGUAGAAAUUUUGGAUAGAUUCAGUAAGUGCAAUGGGACGAAACAAUAUAGUGGUCGGAAAAUCUCUAGGGAUGGCCGGAAAUCGGAAUCAGGUCGUCGGAAAGUGAGGUCGGCGAGAUGUGAUGUGUUUUCUGGCAAAUGGGUUUUCGAUAACACUUCUUAUCCACUGUAUAACGAGUCGCAAUGUCCAUAUAUGUCGGACCAGUUGGCUUGCCAUAAGCAUGGCAGGUCUGAUGUGAGGUAUCAGUACUGGAGAUGGCAGCCCCAUGGCUGCAAUUUGAAGAGAUGGAACGUAACCAAAAUGUGGGAGAAGUUGAGAGGGAAACGUCUGAUGUUUGUUGGGGAUUCGCUGAAUCGAGGGCAAUGGAUUUCAAUGGUUUGUUUGCUCCAGUCUGUGAUUCCAGCUGAUAAGAAAUCUAUGUCGCCGAAUGCUCCUCUUACCAUUUUUAGAGCUGAGGAGUACAAUGCCACCAUAGAGUUCCUCUGGGCACCAUUGCUUGUGGAAUCCAAUUCGGAUGACCCGGUGAAUCACCGAUUAGAUGAACGAAUAAUACGUCCCGAUUCGGUUCUUAAGCAUUCAUCGGAGUGGGAGCAUGCUGAUAUACUAGUCUUCAAUACCUACUUGUGGUGGAGACAAGGCCCAGUUAAGCUAUUAUGGAGUGCUGAGGAAAACGGAGUUUGUGAAGAAUCAGAAGAACACAAUGCUAUGGAAUUGGUUAUGACGACAUGGGCAGACUGGGUGGCUUCAAGGGCCAUUCCCUUGAAGAAACAAGUUUUUUUCGUCACCAUGUCCCCAACGCAUCUGUGGAGCCGAGAGUGGGAAGUGGAAAGCGAUGGGAACUGCUACAACGAGAAAACACCGAUCGAACUAGAAAGCUACUGGGGAAGUGGGUCAGACCAGCCAACAAUGCGCAUUGUCGAGAAGAUCAUUGACAAGUUGAGUUCAGCGAUUACGGUUCUCAACAUCACUCAGCUGUCGGAGUAUCGAAAAGAUGGCCACCCGUCCAUCUACCGCAAGUUCUGGGAAGAGCUAAGCCCCCAGCAACUGUCAAACCCUGUAAGUUAUUCAGAUUGCAUACAUUGGUGCUUACCAGGUGUGCCUGAUGUUUGGAAUGAACUGCUCUUCCAUUUCUUGUGAAAGUUUUUUACCUUGUUUUAUAGAACUGGACCAACUGGUUUGAUAAUUUUAAUUUGUUUCAAUUUUGAUU